UUUAUUUCCUUUUUCCCCUUUUUUCCUUUCAUUCACCAAUUUUUCUAUUUUGUUCCUAAUUUUUCUCGCAUUUUCCAAUAAUUUUCUCUUCUAUAAAUUCACCCUUUCCCCACUUUCCCCAACCUCCUCCUUCUCUCCUCUCCGCCACUGCCGCCGUAUUUCUGCCGUUUCCUCGGAAUUUCAUUCCCCGUCCUUUUAGAUGCUCAAUCUCUUGUUCUUGAUGUUUCAGAUUCAUGUCUCCAAUUCUCAGUGAAAUUCUCCGUUCCGGUUUUAUGAUCAAUUCCUCUCUCCGCCGCCGCACGCAUCUCGUUCAAUCUUUCUCCGUCGUCUUCCUUUACUGGUUCUACGUCUUCUCAUGAACUUCUUUCACUCCUCUCCCUCAGAUUAGCAAGAUCACACCAGAUCGAUUGCCGGUUCGGAGAUUCUUAGUUAAUUUCAUUUGUAUCGGUAUCUUCGUCGUUUCGAUUUAGGUUUUCUCUUUCUACGUUAGAUUAGAUCAUUUAUAAUCUGUAAUCUGUGUCUUGUGUUCUGUGCUCUGCUGUAAAUUUAAUUGUUAUCAACUUCAUCUCUAUGGACUCUGCAAGCGGAAAUUCCUCUGGUUCCAUUAAGCUUCAAAACUCAGGCUCUGAAGAGGAUUUGCAGGUUCUGAUGGAUCAGAGGAAACGGAAAAGAAUGCAAUCGAAUCGCGAAUCAGCGAGACGAUCUCGGAUGAGGAAGCAACAACAUCUGGACGAAUUGAUGGUGCAAGUGACUCAAUUAAGGAAGGAUAACGCUCAGAUUCUUUCAAAUAUCAACAUUACAUCGCAGCUUUAUAUGAACAUCGAGGCCGAUAACUCGGUUCUGAGAGCUCAAAUGGCGGAACUGACUCAGAGAUUGCAAUCGCUCGAGGAGAUCGCUAAUUGCAUCAACAGCGGCGGCAGCAAUGGCGGAUUUGGAGAAACGGAGGAGGAAGUUUUUCAGAUUCAGACAAAUGUGGCCGCCGAUAGCUUCAUGAACUCGAUGAAUUUCCUGUACUUCAACCAGCCAAUCAUGGCUGCUGCUGAUAUCUUCCAUUAUUGAGUUCUGAAGCUUAAUUUCAUGAUCUGAUCUGUGUGUUUGAAAAAUGUGAAAUCAUCUUUCUGGUGAUUUCCUUGGGGACAUUGGAACAAUCUUCAUCAGAUUCAGAUGUGCUAAGGGAAGUAGAAAUGGGGUCUUAGUUGAAAUUAUUUUUGUAAAAGGGAGCAUUUGAGCAAAUCUUAUCAAACUCAUUCCUCUUUAAUUAUUAUUGUUUAUGCAUCUAACCUCAUAUUUACAAACUCUUAA
This is a messenger RNA of Benincasa hispida (wax gourd), 1302 nucleotides long. The record is from RefSeq and is a predicted model, not a curated record. NCBI's taxonomy places the organism in Eukaryota, Viridiplantae, Streptophyta, Magnoliopsida, Cucurbitales, Cucurbitaceae.